Molecule: messenger RNA, 819 nt
Organism: Harpegnathos saltator (Jerdon's jumping ant)
Lineage: Eukaryota; Metazoa; Arthropoda; Insecta; Hymenoptera; Formicidae
Product: transmembrane protein 256
Exons: 5
Coding region: 224-748 (174 amino acids)
Cellular component (GO): membrane
Source: RefSeq, a predicted model, not a curated record
UUCUGCCGAAUGCGGUUAAUGAUUGCAUUUAGAAAACUAGACACUCAUGGUCUUUACUGUUAGAUCCUUAAGAUUUAGACCAAUAAUUUUGACAAAUUGCUCAACCGUUGUGCAACUUUUAUGUUUUCUGAACGCAAACGACGAUACUGAGUGAGUCACUUUUGCUGGCAGCAGUGGAAAUCAUACAGGUUGCCGUUUGUGCACAGUGUCAACGCAACACAGGAUGAGCUUUCAGGACGCAUUGUACACAAUUGCUACUGCGCCACUUAACGCUGUUUAUAAAACGAGUAAAGUGUCUGCCUCGUACGCUUGGCAUACCGCUGCAGCGGCCACAGAAUACCUAGGACUAAAACCAAAAGUCCAAGUAAAAAUGGCUGAGCCAGUGUAUAUAUGGAAAUUAGCUGCUGCCAGUGGACCAUAUGUCAAGUUUGCAGCUUUGAGUGGAGCAAUGGCUGUAGUACUGGGUGCUAUUGGAUCUCACAGGCAUUAUUCCAAAGAUGAGGAAGGACAGGAACAGCGUCGUAUUUUUGAAACGGCAAAUCGUUAUCACUUCAUACAUACUUUGGCUCUAUUAGGAUUACCACUCUGCAGAGUUCCAUCCAUGGCUGCUACAUUCAUGCUCUCUGGAAUUGUUCUGUUUUGUGGCAGCUGUUAUUACACUGCUUUUACCAAUGAUCGACGAUUUAAUAAGACAACACCUAUAGGAGGUUUCUGUCUCAUACUAGGAUGGUGCAGCAUGAUUUUUUAAAUAAUCCCAUAACAUAUGCAUUUUCAUACUAAAAUAAAUAUACAAUGAGCUCAUAUAAAAUAUGAAGCAGU